Rotaria socialis is the source of this 957-nucleotide messenger RNA. The record is from the annotation of a GenBank genome assembly. NCBI's taxonomy places the organism in Eukaryota, Metazoa, Rotifera, Eurotatoria, Philodinida, Philodinidae.
AUGCUGACUUUUUCCGUCUUGCUCAUUUUGGGUUUGUCUGCUUUUGCCAAUGGUGCUACCAUUAGGGAUGCAUCUGGCAAUGUUGCCAUCGACAUGAUAGUUCCACGUGGUCAAACACGCGAUGAAUAUUUGAAAUCGAUUGUAGACUACUGGACUCCGGAACGAAGAGCUUCGGCAAUACAACUGGAUACAAUUGUUCGUGAUGAAAAGGACUUCAUCGAUUCGAACAAUGAACCAAGAGUCGAGAGAGCCGCCACAGUUUUAGCGCCCAGUGCAUUGUUACCAGGCAUGGUAUCAACAAAACCUAAGAUAGCUGGCAAAGUUUAUUUCACAGUGUCGGGGCAAAACUAUAUUUGUUCGGGUUCCGUAGUCAACGCAGAAAAUCGUGAUGUUGUUCUCACAGCUGGUCAUUGUGUUUUCGAUUAUGAAAGACAAGUCUGGGCAAGUCUUUGGGUUUUUGUUCCAGAAUAUUCGCUCGGCUCACGUCCAUUGGGUACCUUUGCAUUUCGUAAAUUGGCCACAAAAAGUGAAUGGAUGAACAGUCGAGAUUUUAACAAUGAUGUUGGUCUUGUCCUCGUGAAUCCAAACGAAAAAGGUCAGCAUGUACAAGAUGUUGCUGGCGGUCUCGGUAUCACUCUUGAUUCACAAAAAAAUCUGAGAACAACCUCAUUCGGCUAUCCAAAGAAUAUGAAUAGUGGCGAGACUGUGAGCAAUUGUGUCGGUGCGCCAUUAAGUCCAACGUUUCUAGCCGGGUUCACUGGAGUACAACUGUCAUGUGCCAUGACAGGUGGUUCAUCGGGUGGUCCAUGGAUUCAACAGUAUGAUGUAAAUAGUCAAACUGGUCAGCAAGUGUCAGUGAACAGCUUUAUUGUAUCAAACCGACCCAACAACAUGUUCGGUCCUCACUUCACUGAAUCCAACAUUGGUUCACUCUAUCGUGCACACCAAGAUCAAUAA